Molecule: messenger RNA, 1637 nt
Organism: Fragaria vesca subsp. vesca
Lineage: Eukaryota; Viridiplantae; Streptophyta; Magnoliopsida; Rosales; Rosaceae
Product: equilibrative nucleotide transporter 1-like
Exons: 2
Coding region: 137-1408 (423 amino acids)
Biological process (GO): nucleoside transmembrane transport
Cellular component (GO): plasma membrane
Molecular function (GO): nucleoside transmembrane transporter activity
Source: RefSeq, a predicted model, not a curated record
CACUCCUACCAGACUAGACUUCCAUCACCAGAAUAUCCUCGUGAAAAUCUCAACAGAAAGCAAACCAAACCUUCAAGCUUUGAGCCUUUAUCACUCCAAACCCAGAAACCCAUUGAGAAACUCGACCCGAUUCCCGAUGGGUUUGGCCGCCAAACCCGCCGAAGAAAACUCCGAAUCCAGCCUCCUCCUCCCCACCACAGCCGACGGCGCCGCCGCAGCCAAUAAAGUCCCAAACGACCCAUUCAACCUGACCUACAUCAUCUACUUCACUCUGGGCCUCGGCUACCUCCUCCCAUGGAACGCUUUCAUCACCGCCGUCGAUUACUUCACCUACCUCUACCCUGACGCCAGCGUCGACCGCAUCUUCUCCGUCGCCUACAUGGUCGUCGGCCUCGUCGUGCUUGUCAUCAUCGUCUUCUACGCCCAGAAGACCGACGCCCACCUCCGGAUCAACCUCGGCCUCGGCCUCUUUGUCGUGUCGCUGCUCAUCGUGCCUGUGAUGGACUUGGUUUACAUCCAGGGCCGGGUCGGGUUGUACGACGGGUUCUACGUCACGGUUGCGGCGGUUGCGCUCUCGGGUCUAGCUGAUGCUCUGGUCCAAGGCUCGCUGAUCGGCGCGGCUGGAGAGUUGCCUGAGAGGUAUAUGCAGGCGAUUGUAGCUGGCACUGCUGGAUCAGGAGUGCUUGUUUCCCUUUUGAGGAUCCUAACGAAGGCGGUGUAUCCACAAACUGGAGAGGGACUGAGAAAGAGUGCAAAUCUUUACUUUGCUGUGGGGAUAGUGGUUAUGGUGAUAUGCAUUGUUUUCUACAAUGUGGCACCGAGGAUUCCGGUUAUGAAGUACUAUGCAGAGUUGAAGAUUCAGGCUGUGAAUGAGGAGAAAGAGCUGAAAGGUCCUCUGACGGGGUCUGCGUUGAGGUCAAAUCUGUGGGAGAUAGUUGGGAGUGUCAAGUGGUACGGAAUCGGCAUUCUCCUUAUCUACAUUGUGACUUUGGCGAUAUUUCCAGGGUAUAUUACCGAAGAUGUACAUUCUGAGCUUCUCAAGGAUUGGUACGCGAUCAUUCUUAUUACUGGUUACAAUGUGUUUGAUCUGGUUGGUAAGGUUCUGACUUCAGUAUAUCUCCUUGAGAACUCCAAGGUUGCAAUUGGCGGCACAAUUGCCAGAUUGCUAUUUUUUCCUUUGUUCUAUGGGUGCUUGCACGGCCCAGCAUUCUUCAGAACAGAGAUUCCAGUGACAAUACUGACUUGCCUUUUGGGACUUACUAAUGGCUACUUGACGAGCGUGUUGAUGAUUUUGGCUCCCAAAGUUGUCCCAUUACAGCAUGCCGAGACUGCAGGGAUUUUGAUUGUGUUAUUCUUGGUUGUGGGUUUGGCUGCUGGUUCAAUUGUAUCUUGGUUCUGGGUCAUCUGAUCUCAAGCAAAUUAUAUCAUAUCAAAGACUCAAACCUGCUCUUGGUGCAGCAUGACACAGUUGGGAAUGGGAGUUUGAUUUCACUUUCUUGCCAUUUCAUUUCUCCUUCUGUACAUCUGUCAUCUGUGUAACUCAAUUGUUAACAAUGUUGUUAUCUUGUUUCCAUGGAAUGUAAAUGGUCCAUAUGAAUUAGGGGAGUGUGGAUGUUGCUUUAUUUGCGCUAUCGAGG